This is a messenger RNA of Suhomyces tanzawaensis NRRL Y-17324, 1875 nucleotides long. RefSeq names its product MRX complex nuclease subunit (gene MRE11). The transcript has a single exon. Gene Ontology annotation, biological process: mitotic intra-S DNA damage checkpoint signaling; mitochondrial double-strand break repair via homologous recombination; double-strand break repair via nonhomologous end joining. Gene Ontology annotation, cellular component: nucleus; Mre11 complex. Gene Ontology annotation, molecular function: manganese ion binding; 3'-5'-DNA exonuclease activity; DNA endonuclease activity. The coding region runs from base 1 to 1875 and encodes 624 amino acids. The record is from RefSeq and is a predicted model, not a curated record. NCBI's taxonomy places the organism in Eukaryota, Fungi, Ascomycota, Pichiomycetes, Serinales, Debaryomycetaceae.
AUGCCAGCCUCACCAAAUAUCGCUCCUGGCCCCGAUACCAUCAGCAUCCUCUUGACCACAGAUAACCAUGUGGGCUACAACGAGAACGACCCUAUCCGAGGCGACGAUGCCUGGAAAACCUUUCACGAAAUCACCAAGAUAGCCAAGGAACGCGAUGUGGACAUGCUCGUCCAGGGAGGUGACCUUUUUCACAUCAACAAGCCGUCCAAGAAGUCGUUCUUCCACGUCAUGAAGUCUCUCCGCUUGAACUGUAUGGGAGAUAGGGCCUGUGAGCUUGAAAUGCUCAGUGACCCCAGCUUGGGGUUGUACAACGGCUUCAAUACUGUCAACUACGAGGAUCCCAACUUGAACAUAUCAGUACCCGUCUUUGCAAUCAGCGGAAAUCACGACGAUGCCACGGGCGACGGCUUCCUCCUGCCCCUCGACAUUUUGUCAAUAUCUGGGUUGAUCAACCAUUUCGGCAAGGUGGAAGAUAACGAGGACAUCACAGUUUCUCCGUUGUUGUUCCAAAAAGGGCUCACAAAAUUGGCCCUAUACGGUCUUGCCAACGUCCGUGAUGAAAGACUCCAUCGUGCUUUCCGCGACGGCCUUGUCAAGUUCCAAAGACCCAACAUUCACACCCAACAGUGGUUCAAUUUAUUUUGCAUCCACCAGAACCACGCCCAGCACACCUACACAUCCAGCAUCCCGGAGAACUUUCUCCCCAAAUUUUUGGAUUUCGUGCUAUGGGGCCAUGAACAUGAAUGUAUUCCCGUUCCUAGCCAUAAUCCAGAGUGUGGGUUUGAUGUGCUACAAGCGGGCUCUUCCGUGGCCACUUCAUUGGCAGAAGGCGAAUUAUCGGAGAAGUUUGUCUUCAUAUUGAAUAUAAAGGGCAAAGAGUACUCCAUCGAGCCAGUCAAAUUAAGGACCGUCAGGCCGUUUGUUAUGAAGGAAAUUCAAUUGCUGGCAACAAGUCUUCUUCCUGGAGCCGCAUCCAAAAAUGAUGUGAUUGAAUUCUUGUCCGAGGAAGCGGAACGUUCGAUUGCUGAAGCGAACCAAAAAUUUAGGCUAUCCAACAAGGACUUUUUCUCUGAUCUGGAUCCCCUGUUUAACCAGGAUAAGAUACCUUUGCCAUUGAUCCGCUUAAGAGUAGAUUAUAGUGGAGGGUUCGAGAUCGAGAAUGCCCAACGGUUUUCGAAUAGGUUCGUGGGAAAAAUAGCGAACGUCAAUGAUGUAAUUCAGUUUCACAAGAAAAGAGCAAAGGAAACUGACAAUUUAAUCAGGAAAACAAAGUUCGUUGAUAAUGACCUAUUCAAGCAAGGUAUCAACAAAAAGAAGAGUACUGAGAUUCAACUUAAUGAUUUGAUGAGCGAGUUUCUCAAACAGGCUGAAUUGUCUCUUUUACCAGAAGUGGGCAUCAAUGAUGCAGUUCAAAAGUAUAUUGAAAAUGACGACAAGCAUAUUCUAGAACAAUUCAUAAAGAAAGAAAUAAGGAAGGAGAAGGAACUAUUGCUUCAGAUUGAUGUUGAUGAUGAGGAGUUUCACGGUGCAGAUGAAACUCAAACAAAAAAUGCAUUUAAACACGUUUUAGCGCAGGUAAAAAAGGAGAACUCGAAAAGGGCCGUGUCCUACGAACCAGAACAAUCUCCUGAACCAGAACAGCCAGAGGUACCAAAAACCAAAACCAAAACUACCAAAGCCAAGAACAAGGCUCCAAAAAAAUCCACGAAGGUUGAAAAGAGUGCAGUCUAUGUGAGCAACUCCGAAUCCGAUUCAGAGACUUUGAACAGGCCAGCAAGUUCUAGGCCAUCAAGGAAAUCGAAAGCCAAAGCAAAGCUGCAAAUCCAAGAGGUGGAGAUAUUUAGUGGUUCUGAUAGCGACGCCUACAUGGAAUAG